AUGGCUCAUAGCAUAGCGAACACACUACAUCUGCCACGUAUCAAAACAUUCUUGCGGCAGAUUAUGGGUGGGGCUAUGGCAAGAUGUUUCCCGUGUGCAGAUACUAGAGUUAUACACACAGGAUGCUUUGUUGCCAAUGCCAAAGGUGCUAUAACUGGGGCAAAAGAUGCAGUGACGAACACUGUGGCUGGGUCCAAAGAUUCUGUAGCCAUCACUAUCACGGGGGUGGGGGACAAGACCAAUGGAGCAGUGACUGGCAGCCCAGAGAGGACCAAGUCUGUAGUCAACCGUGGCAUCAACACAGUUUUCGGGAGUCGGAUGGUGCAGCUCAUGAGCAGCAGGGUAGAAAAUGCACUUGCCAAGUCGGAGCUCCUGGUAGACCAGUACCUCCCUCUCAUUCAGGAAGAGCUAGAGACAGAAGCAAAAAAAGUGGAAGGAUUUGAUAUGGUUCAGAAGCCAAGUUACUAUGUUAGAUUGGGGUCCCUGUCCACCAAGCUCUGCUCCCGGGCCUAUCAGCAGGCUCUCAGCAGGGUUAAAGAUGCCAAACAGAAAAGCCAGGAGACCAUUUCUCAGCUUCUUACUGUCCAUCUGAUUAAAUUCGCCAGGAAAAACAUGCAGGGUGCCCAGGAUAAGCUCUCUGUCUCGUGGGUGGAGUGGAAGAGAAGCAUUGGCUACGAUUACACUGACGAGUCCCACUGUGCUGAGAAGCACAUCGAGUCACGUACUCUGGCUAUCACCCGCAACCUGACUCAGCAGCUCCAAACUAAGUGCCAGACUCUCCUGUCCAACGUCCAAGGGUUACCACAGAAUGUCCAAGAUCAGGCCAACCACUUGGGGGUGAUGGCAGGCGACAUCUACUCAGUGUUCCGCAAUGCUGCCUCCUUCAAAGAAGUGUCUGACGGCUUCCUCACUUCCAGUAAGGGGCAGCUGGAGAAAAUGAAAGAAUCCUUAGAUGAUGUGAUGGAUCACCUUGUUAACAACACGCCUCUCAACUGGCUGGUGGGUCCCUUUUAUCCUCAGUCUACUGAGCCUCAGAAUGCAGAGGUGAACAAGACCAGCCAGAAGGUCCAGCAGCCUGAGCUCAAAACUCACUAAACCUGUCCUUGUCACCAGUGCAUGAUGUUAGCCGGGUGAUGCCUUUUGCUAGUUUGAAAUUAACCCAAUAGAUGACUUUAGAUUGGAAAAGGAGCUAGUUCAAACAAAG
Arvicola amphibius (Eurasian water vole) is the source of this 1204-nucleotide messenger RNA. RefSeq names its product perilipin-2-like. Lineage: Eukaryota; Metazoa; Chordata; Mammalia; Rodentia; Cricetidae. Gene Ontology annotation, biological process: positive regulation of triglyceride storage; lipid storage. Gene Ontology annotation, cellular component: cytosol; lipid droplet. The record is from RefSeq and is a predicted model, not a curated record.